CCCCCCCCCGCCACCCACCUCGCUUGUUCACCUCUUCCACCUGUUGUUCAUUCUUGGUGGAGCAGCAGACAACAGCGACAAACCACGCCACAACCAUGGCGACAAUGGCGCAAUGGUGGACGGUAACAGCAGCAGUAUGCCUGGUGCUAGCCGCAACAUUGCUGCCGGAGCGCGCCGAAGCAGCUUGUUCCACAACGCUCCCGGCAAACGCAGACUUUCUCUGCCUUCAGCCAACAGCGUUGACGGGACUGAAUCCGACGUGUUCGAAUGGCGGGACAUUGUCGGUGUCAACGUAUUGCCAGUUUGAGAACGACCCCAGCCGUUGGGCGGCCUCGGACUGUGAGUGCGAAUGCCCAACGCAAUGGAGCGGCCCAACAUGCACCGAACCUGGUGCCAUCUGCGAGGGCAACUACACCUGCCUUCGCGGCACCUGCGAAUCGUACCGCAAGUGCUCCUGUCCACCAGAGUGGACGGGCGACCAGUGUCAGCUCCCGGUGUGUGGUCCUGGCUGUGAUCCGGUUGGCGGAUACUGCAACACGCCUGGAGAGUGCAGCUGCAAAGAGCACCACACGGGCCAGUUCUGCGACGUGUGCGAGGACGGCUACUACCGCUCCGACGACACAGGCCUCUGCAUCCCGAAACAAACGCAGGGAUACUGCGACCGCAAAGAUGCGGCUGCGACGUACGUGCCGGUCACGGGCGUGUGCGACUGCUCGCCGUUCGAGUGGUAUGGCGACCGCUGCGACAUUGAGUGCCAGAAGUGCCCUGAUGGCGAGCGGCAGGUUGGCGGCUGCAUCGGCAACGAACCUGUGGAAUGCGGAGGUUGCAGCCCGUGCGAGGAUGGGUUCUCAUAUCGCGUGAGCGGCUGUGAUGGCAGCACCAUUGACAGCAUCUGCGAGCCGUGCAACCAGUGUUCCCCAGGCACCUUUGCCAACGGUGGCUGCAUCAACGGCGAAGACACCCUCUGCGUCGAGUGCACGGAGUGUGCUGAGGGCACGUUCCUGUCUGCCGGCUGCGACGGCAUUGAGGAUUCCGUCUGCGGAGAAUGCAGCACAGAGUGUCCAGACGGCAUGUUCCCCGUUGCCCCAUGUACCCCUCAACACGACCUUCGAUGUGCAGACUGCCUGCCUUGCCCUGAGGGCACGGUUACGGCACGGUUCUGCAACAGCACGCACGAGAGCGUCUGCCUCGGCACGGUUGAGAUUCCCGCGCUGCCUGCAGUGUACGUGCAGCAAGAGACGCGACUGCUACAUCUUCGCCUGGGAAAGCGCUCGCCGGCGCCGUUCACCAUCCGCAUGUCCGGUGUUGGACUGCAGGUCCUCCAGUCCGACCGCACAAACUUCAACGGGGAGAGCAACUUUGGAGACACGAUGCAGACAUUUGACCUGCAGAUUGAUGCCAACGCCGAGUCUGUGCCCUUCACCAUCACGCCGCACGCCACAGGCCAGCAGCCCGUGCAGUUUUCGUACCCGGACAAUGUUGGUGCCACAAACUACGUCGACAUCACCGAGGAGACGAGGAACUUGUUUGGCCUCAUUCAGAUCGAUGAGGGAUCGAGCGUGUUUGACGACUUUGGUGUUGAGGAAGGCGAAGUCCCAACAGGCACCCACACCCUCCCCGUCACCAUUCUGUCUGACCAGGUUGAGUUCCUUGCUGUGGAUCCGUGGCAGUCCAUGGGCGGCAACACGCACCAGGCGUGCUCCUUUGUCAGCCUGCGUCUGACCUCCUCUGUGACGCUGCCAAUCUCCGUGCGCGGUCUGCGCGUCACCACGUCGCCGUUCAGCAUUGUUGUGCCCGACGAGAGCGUGUGCGCUGACGGCUCGCUGUCUGUGGAGCAGCUGCAGCAGCUGUCCACGACGUCGUCGCUGCCGCAGACGUUUAUGAGCGCCAUUGAGCCGUCCCUCCCGUCCUGGCUGCGCAUUGCAGUGGACAGGGACUUUUCUGCAGACGUCACGGUGGAGAGCGAUUUCUUUGUCAAGCUCAUUCCAGGCCCCGAGGUCACCUCCAUCCCCAACUGCAACAACCUGCCCGUGUUUUCCAACAGCUACUACGCGGUGGUGCUGUGGUCCAAGGCGUCUGUGAUCCUCGUGGACGGCAGCUCGCAGAGCGUCCCUGCUCAGGGCCAGGCGUUCUGCAUUGCCGUCGAUGUGGCCGCAUACCCGGGCGACGUUGUGUUUAUGCGGGUGCCCAAGGCGGCGUGGUCGCUGCUCAACGCGUUGCCCUUCAAGCAGCGGCUGGACAGCAGCGGGUGGAUUAUUGGCGACACCAGCGUCGGCUUCUCCAGAAACUCGCACCUCCAGGGCGCGCCGACCAUCGAGUUCUUUGAUGGCGAACACAUCUUCAAAUACAACACCGGUGGUCUCGACUUCUGGCUUGACACGUCUCUGAGCAAGACACUGCUUGAGCUUGGCAGCACGAGCACGCUUGGCCUCAAGGUUGAGCUCUCUGUGGACGGCGUUGCUGGUCUCUCCUCAGACAACACCUUCACGAACAUGAACCAGAUCACGGCUGGGGCGUGGGAAGGGUACAUUGAGGGCGAGGUGAACCUGGACAUCAAGUUCAGCAUCCUCAAGAAGACGGCCCAGUGGAACUUCAAAGCGCGCGGUGCUGUCGUUGGCUCCUUCGAUGGCGACUCAGGCACGGAGCCUGCGCCUCGGGACAACUGCGGGCCUCUUGCCAAUCCAAAGGGCAUUUUUGUCACUGUGACCCUGAGCAUGCGCUCUUCUGGUUUUGGCAACAAGAUUCUCGACUCUGCCCUUGGCGACUUCCUUGGCUUUGGUGCCGAGGAGGAGUUCAGCCUCAAGUACUUUAUCCUGUACAAGAGCAGCUACGUGAAUGGCGUCUGGCAGGAGGGCAUGGCAGGCUGGGGCUUCCGCUUCGACAUUGGCAAGAUCUGCUACUUCCCUGGCAUCUGCGCGCGCACCCUGGUUGAUCUCCAGUACUCGGACAGCGAUGUGCUUGCCCCGUGCGACGUGUUCAGCGACCUGUACCGCCAGUUGCCUGCAGGCAAGGUUGUGUCCAUUCGUGGCACGGUGGUGCGGCCACAGAUUGCGGGACUGUUCCGCCUGCCCGGCGACGCGUCCGUGCGCCUUGUGCUGUCGACCACCGAGUUUGCGUACCUGUCGCAGACGAAAUGCACAGCAACGCUGUUUGGCGUGUCCGUGGAAACCAACUUUGCCACCGGCAACUACCCGCAGCUCUUCUUCCGCACCAACUACCAAGCAAAGGUGUUUAAUCUCGUUGAUGCUGAGCUGGAUGUGUCAGCGAUCCUUCCCGCCUUCGACAGUCGCACUCUCAUUGACUGGAACUCCAUGGCGCUAAGCGUUCGUGGCACGUUCGUCGGUGAUUUUGUGGAAGCAAUCAUGACUGCUGUUGAGCGGGUGCUGCGUGACUGGAUCAACAAGGCCGUGGAGCGCUUUGAAUCGGUUAAGGCGGUAUUUGAAUCACUGAAGCAGAAGCUGCUGCAGUUUGAGGGUGUCAUUGUGCGCCUUCAGAGCGGACUUGCAAGAGCCCGGCAACUCGUUGAUGGCGCGAAACAGACUGUCCAAUCCUGGCAAGAUGCGGUGGACAAGGCCAGGGAACCGCUGCAGGAAGCUCGUGAGCGUGCUGCGUAUUUGCGUCAUCGCAUCGCAAGCAUCUGCACAAUCCGGGCAUGUCCGGACAUCUGCAUCCCUGGUUGCGAAUUCAGGCGCCGGCGCCGUCGCGUGGCGAUGGAUUCACUCGAGCUGGAAGAGGAGAUCCGCCACCCAACGCGCAGCAAGCAGCUGCUGGCAAACCACAAGCAGGGCCACGCGUUGCUCGUCCGUCAGCGUCGCUGGGGCUCCAUUCGCAUCCCAAAGCUCGUCUGCUCAUCCUGCCUCUGGCGCAUCCCGAAUGUGCCGUGCCUCAUCGCCAACGCCAUCUGCCGAGUCCUCAAGGCAACGCUGCUGUUCUUACUCAAAGUCAUCGACGCUCUCAUCUCUGCUCUGCUUCUGGCUCUGGAGAUGGUCGAGAAGGCGUUGGAUGCCGCCCUUGUCUUCCUGGACUCGGCCAGCUUCCUGUUCGACCUUGCUGCCCAAAUCCUGGACAAGGCACGCUCUGUGUUCCGACUAAUAGAAGUCGCCAUCGACGCCGCAAAGGUUGCCGUGGACGUUGUCAAGGAAGCAGUGAGAGGCGCGCUGGAGCUGGGAGUCGCACUUGCCUCUGCCAGUAUCUCGGAUGUUAUCGGCAUUCCGAACAUGGGCUUCGAGCUUGUGGUCAAGGGCUUCACUCCACGCGAGUUCAGCGCCAGUAUGGACAUUGUGCUGUUCAAGUCAACAUCAAUUCGCCUCAACGUGUUUAUCAACUUCGCCGACAUCUUCAGAUCGAUUGCGCGCGUUGCGAGCGACCUGUUUGACCGGUUCUUCAGCAGCUUCUUCCGCCGGCGGCGGUAUGCGCGCGGGCUCGGGGUGGACGUUGUCACCGUGGCCCACAUUGCGCAGCACCACCUUGGCCUCGACCUGCACCACGUGUUCUACCAGGAGGGCAAGAGCGCGGGCCACCGCGACCACUAUGCAAUUGACAUGGAGCACGCGCUGUCGGAGCUGGAGCGGCACCGGCGCGAGACGGGCGACAACAGCACGAUGGGCGAUGGUGGCGAUGGCGGCGGCAGCGUCAACGGCACCGCGGGCGUCAACAUCACGCAGGAGGCGGCCAUCGAGCGGGUGGACCCGGCCAUGCUGUACCAGCACAAGUGCAACGUGUUCAUGGACGCGCUGGACUUUUUGCUGACGUUUACGGACGAGGUUGAGGACCGGUACAUGGAGGCGGAGCGGUUCAAGCGCAUGACCAACGAGUCUGAGACGCAGCUGAUGGAGGCGCGGGACCCGCAGAAGAACAUCCCGGAGGUGAACAGGACGGCGUUUGCAGACGACCCGGCAGUGAACGGGCUCGUGCUCGGCUACGUGGACUCUGUGGACAUGAGCGCGCUGGCGGCAAACGCAACGGACGACGAGUCUGUGCAGUCCGGCAUGCAGUCGGAGGAGGACGCGAUGGAGAACUGGAAGCAGGAGCAAAACGCCACGGAAGCCGGCGACUACUCCGACAUGCUCAACGCGCUGCAGGCCACGCUCAACGGCACGGGCCAGCUUGACGAGUUUGGGUGCGGGGAUGUCCCUGAUUGCAUCAUUGCGUCGAUGGACCACCUGACGGACCUGUGGAACGACGUGUCGCUGCCGGAGUUUGCGGAGCUGAGCGGGCAGAUUGAGCGCAUGAGCAACUACAGCAAGCAGCUUGCGUCCGGCAACCUGACGCUGUCCGAGGCGUACCAGCAGGUGACGGAGAUUGUGGACUGGGUAAAUGCCACCAUGAUGAUGGACGUGUGGUGCGGCGAGGUGCCUGUGAUUACGGAGCAUCCGCUGCCGCUGGCGACGACGUUCCCCGGGCGGUCGCUGGAGCUGCGGUGUGCGGCGACGGGCGUGCCUGAGCCGAGCGUGUACUGGUACCGGGAGACGAUGCAGGACGAUGACGAGCUGGUGGGCGAGGGCGCGCGGCUGCAGCUCACGGACAUUGAGCCCGCUGACGACGGCUCGUACUACUGCGUUGCGCAGAACCACAUGCACAACGCGACGUCCAACUCGAGCCAGGUGCUGGUUGUUGCUGGGGCGAGCUCCGAGCUGAUCCUGCGGUACACGUUUGCCAGCGAGAACUACACGCAGGAGGUGGUUGAGACCAACGCGACGGCGAGCUUCCGGAUUGCGGCGCUGGUUGAGAUCAGCACGCGGCUCGGGGUGGAGGAGGACCGCCUGACGCAGUUUGAGGUUCUGGAGAGCGGAGAGGUGUCGCACAGCAUCGGCGACCCUGCGGAGGAAGGCGACGUGUCGACAGACGCCCUGGUGAAGCGGCUGACGCAGCUUGUGCGGUUUGGCAACAUGUUUGUGCGGUUUGGCGGGGUGCGGCUGUAUGCGGACGCGCAGUCGAUGCGCCGGGACUACUGCCGCACGGCGUGCCAGGUGAUCACGGAGAAUUCCAUCUACGGGGAGCCGUGCGUGCUGCCGAAGCUCAGGUGCCCGUACGGCCCGGGCAGCUGUCGCUACUCGUGCGAGGGCGACUACAUCUUCCAGUCUGGCGCCGCGGCCACGUGUCGGCGCAGCCACGAGUUUUCGGGCUUCAACGGGGUGCCGUACUGCCGGCGCCUCAACGACCCGCCGUUUGAUGUCCGCUUCACGGGCAACGCCAGCUUCCCGGAGACCACGCCGCCCAACACCGUGCUCGGGCAGGUGCGCGCGCGGGACACGGACCCGACGCAGACGGUGACGCUGUCGCUGGUGGGUGGGGGCGAGUAUGUUGAGCUUGAUGGCGCGAGCGGGGAGCUGGUGCUGAAGAGGGCGGUUGAUCACGAGGCGAUGCCUGCCAUCACGGUGACGGUGCGGGCAACGGACGACUACGUGCCGCCCUACUACACGGACGCGACGUUUGUGCUGCUGGUGGCGGACGUGAACGAGGCGCCGACGGCGAUUGGCGUGACGGGCUCGCUGUCUGUGUCUGAGGGCACGGGGUACGGCGCGCAGUUUGCGCGGCUGUCGACGAGCGACCCGGACGCGGGCCAGUCGUUCACGUACACGCUGUCGGACGACUUUGGCGGGCGGCUGGCGGUGCUGGGGAGCCUGCUUGUUUCCGGCUCGACGCCAAUUGACUUUGAGGAGACGCCUGGGUUCAAUGUGACGGUGACGUCGACAGACAGCGGCGUGCCGCCCUUGUCCGUGCAGCGCAGGCUUGAGCUGCAUGUGACGGACGUGAACGAGAGGCCGAGCGCGAGCUUCGAGUGCGAGGCUGCCGUGUGUGGCGGGCUUGUGGAAGGGCUGGCUGCGGGCACGCAGGUGGGUGUGGUGCGUGUUGAGGACGAGGACCGCGGGCAGACGCACCGCGUUGUUGUGCGGGACGACCGGAGCGACGGCGCGAUUGCGUUUGAGGGUCUGCGGGCGGUGCUGGCCAAGAACAUCAGCGAUGCGCUGCCGGCCACGCUCCGGGUGACGUUUGUGGUGAAGGACGACGGGUCGCCGUCAAAGACGUCUGAAGAGGUGAGCAUUGAGCUGACGAACCUGGCGCUCACGACAACCACAACCACAACAACCACAACCACGACAACCACAACCACGACCACAACAACAACCACGACCACGACCACAACAAGCGGAAACAACACGGUGGCUGCAACGACGACGACGACCACCAGCACGACAACGACGACCACGACGACCACGACAACAACGACAACAACGACAACGACGACUACGACCACAACCACUACCACGCCUGGAACAACCACGACAACCACGACGACAACAACCACCACGACGACGACGGCGAACAUUGCGCCUGCGAUUGAUUCGCUGCGUCCUGUUGUUGGCGAGAACGAGCCUGUAGGCACGGAGGUGGCGCAGGUGAAGCUGUCUGCGGCCACAGAGCAAUCGCACGAGCAGUACACCUUCUCCAUCAUCGACGACGCAGGGGGUCGGUUUGCGCUUGCAAAUGGGGACCGGAUUGUGACGGCGCAGGUGCUCAACUUUGAGGAGUCGUCGAGCUACACGGUGAAGAUUCGCGUGGAGGACAACGGAACGCCACCGCUCUCCUCAGAGCGGGAAGUGGUCAUUCGCGUCCUCGACAGCAACGACCCGCCCUCGCUGCAGCUUCUCGCCACGCCAGCAACAGCAGCAUCUACGAUUGGCUCCGGGUCUGCCAAGGGGACCGCCCUGUACGACAUUCAGAUUUCAGACGAGGACCUGGCACAGACACACGAAGUGAUGUUUAUGGGACCUCAUCAUGACCUGGUUGAGGAGCGGUUUGGGCAGGUUGUGUUGACGGAAGCGAUCUUCCGGGGUGAGAACCUCACCGCGCUUGACUUUACCGUGCGUGUGCGAGACACAUCUGGCGCCACGGCAGACGUUGCUGUUCACCUUCCCAUCGUGUACCUCGGCACGACACUUGAACCAACAACGACGACGGAGGCACAACCGGAGCUGCGGUCGUCUGCGCAGUCGCUUGGCGCCGGCGCCAUCACCGGCAUUGUCCUUGGUGUCGGCGUUCCACUCAUGGUGCUGCUGCUCUGCUUCGUGUGCAUGCGGCGGCGGACACAGCGGAGACAGCUUGAGCAUGACCUGACGCUGAAGAAGACGGCCAAGUCUCCGUUUGGGUUCCAGCACUCGCGGUGGUAUUCGAUGGAGCAGCUCAACGCAACGAGCACGACGGACGACGACGACACAUACUUUGAUCAACCAAUGUCAUCUCCAGCGCGUGAGCGCGUGGUGAUUGAGGAGGACGACGUGGACAACCUCGAACGCGGUGCUGGGAUUGGCGACUUGGACUAUGAUGACGACGAAGACCUCACGCGAUUGAACGACGCUGUUGGAGAUGAGCUCAUGUUUAUUGACGAUGGCGAUGACGAUGGCGAUGGUAUUAGGACUGCGUUUGAAGGGUCAGUCAGCGCAGAUGACGCUGCCUUCCUGCAGAGUCUCAGCCAGCAGUGAGAAUCUGUACCUGCGUGUGGUAUGCGGGUGGUGUGGUGAUGCGAGACUGCGUGUGAUGGCGAUGCUUGGAAUGGGUGUUAUGUGGGGAGUGAGAAACGGGCUGUGCUGAAAAGGUCUGCCGGUCAGCUGAGCUACAGCACUGCCUUGCUGGCUGAUGAGGGGAGGAGGAAGAGAGAAAAAGAGAAGGAUGACGCGCAAGAAAGAGGGGAGGAAGAAGGAGAGCACGAGGAGGAGGACGCCAACAACAGCAGUAGCAGCAUUAUCGAGUGACUUGGCAUGGCUCAAGCCAACUGUGAUGGGACUUGACUUGGAUGGUUGCUUUCCGCUUUCGUUUGACUGUCCCCUGUUAAUCGUCGUGUGUAACCUGCACCCCUGUAUGUGUGCAUAUAUUUGAACCUCUGUCGCGAGGUGCCUGCACGCCUGGUGCGUGGCGGUCUCUGGCAGAGGGAAUGCGUUGUGCUUUCUCAUGUCUGUACUUGGUUUGAUUACAGCAUCAACUGAGCGAA
Salpingoeca rosetta is the source of this 8989-nucleotide messenger RNA. RefSeq lists its product as uncharacterized. Gene Ontology annotation, cellular component: membrane. Gene Ontology annotation, molecular function: protein binding; calcium ion binding. The transcript is spliced from 30 exons. Gene Ontology annotation, biological process: homophilic cell-cell adhesion. Lineage: Eukaryota; Choanoflagellata; Craspedida; Salpingoecidae. Bases 96 to 8483 code for a protein of 2795 amino acids. The record is from RefSeq and is a predicted model, not a curated record.